Messenger RNA from Adineta ricciae, 1172 nucleotides. The record is from the annotation of a GenBank genome assembly. NCBI's taxonomy places the organism in Eukaryota, Metazoa, Rotifera, Eurotatoria, Adinetida, Adinetidae.
UAAUUGUUCUUCCGGUGGCAUAUUCUUUUUCCUUUUCUGCAAUCUCAUUAGCCGUACUAGAUACCAAUCAAACAAAAAUUCACUAUAAUUUAUUGGUUGAAAAACACAUCUUGACAUUGCCAUUGGUGCUUUACACAAAUGAAUUGCGUCGAACAAUCUUAGAUUACCUAUCACAUACGCAAAAUCGAUGCAGUUCAACGCAGGAAGUAUGCGAUAUAUCAAUGGUUCCAACUGAACAUCUACGUGUUCUAUGGAAACGUACAAAUCCAUUCUCAUCGAAUUAUAAAUUGGAUACAACUUGGCAACCGAAUACUGCGCUUCUAAAUGAAUUUGAUGUGCAAAUCGAGUGUUCUACAAGUAAGGUAUGCUCGGCAUUAUUGAACAGUAUCCAACAAAGUCCAAAAAUGUUGGAUGGUCUAGUUUUACAGUACAGUACACAGACAGAGAAGCACACAAGUAAAACAGUGACAAUUACGGGACAUCAUUUAAUGAAAACAAAGAUGUUUUCGGCAGUGAAACAGUUGCCGUCAGCAGCAGCCAACAAUCACGAACGCUAUUUACUUGUUGAUGAUAUAAAUCAACUUGCAACAGAACUUUUAACUACAAUGGAACUAGAAGAAAGAACAGAUUCCGAUUACAUUUCUCAACGUGAUCAAACCAUACUCAUCGAAUUACUAAAAUUAAGUUUAUUAAGAAAUAGUGUUGUAUUAGAUGGUCAGUGCUGGUUUUUCGCAUGGUCAAACAAAACCGAUAUUGAUGGCAGUUCUAAUGCUCAUGCAAAUCACUAUAGUCAUGAUUGGCGUGAUGCAUUAGGUACGUUCCAAGAUGAUUCGUAUCCGAAUAGCAAUGCGUCGAAAACUCUGCGAAUAACUGGUGAUGACAUGUCAAUUUAUAAUGCAGAUGCGUGGCGCCGUGCAGUAUCGGAAGGUCAACUAUCAUCGAUUGACAAUAGGAAUCUCGACAACAAUGCUCAAACAUUCGAUGAAUUAAGACAAAAGAAUUUUGAUUUUUAUAUGAAAAAUCGACAAUUUAUACAAUUUAAUGGUGAAAAAUUUAUUGUUAAACCGAAUGGCACUCAUUUGCCCAGAAUUGUGGUGCCCAGAAUCGGUCCCAGAAAAAAGUCCCUGAAUAGGGACCAUUCAAUAAUUAUGCCACUUCUGGCCACCAUUUAG